Papaver somniferum (opium poppy) is the source of this 2303-nucleotide messenger RNA. RefSeq names its product FACT complex subunit SPT16-like. The record is from RefSeq and is a predicted model, not a curated record. The transcript is spliced from 2 exons. Gene Ontology annotation, molecular function: nucleosome binding. Gene Ontology annotation, cellular component: FACT complex. Lineage: Eukaryota; Viridiplantae; Streptophyta; Magnoliopsida; Ranunculales; Papaveraceae. Gene Ontology annotation, biological process: positive regulation of transcription elongation by RNA polymerase II; transcription elongation by RNA polymerase II. The coding region runs from base 972 to 1850 and encodes 292 amino acids.
CGAUAAAAGGAAACUGAUAUAUGUAUCUUGAUCUGUUAGUGAUUAUGUGUUUCUUUUAGUUUUGGGGGUUGAUGUGGGCUCUAUAUGAACGUUUGAUGCUGCAAUCCUCUCACUCUUGUCCAGUCUUUUAUUAUCUCAAUCACCCUUUUAGUUCACUUUACUUAAAACCCAACUACACAAGACUUCUAGAUCAGGCAAUCAUAUAUUGUUUCCUACAAAUUAUGACCUAUCUUCAAACAUUGCUGAUAAACUCCCUCCUGCAAGAGAACUGUUUUUGUUACUAGCAUAUCAGAGUUUCUUUAUCUUGUCUACACAUUGAUCAUGACAGUAGUAGUUUAUUUGUUUGUCAUUCCCGGCAAUCAGGCGCAGAUUUAGUUUUACAUCUCCUUCCAAUGACAUUUUUUGAACGAAGGGAAGCAAGAUCGCUUACUAAUGCCAAGAUACAUGGAGAAUUCCGCUCGCAUGUGAAUCGUCUGCUAAUAGAUUAUCCUGAUGACUGUCCAAAGGCGCCUGAUAUUAUGUUGUUCUUUCUAUCAUGUAUUGCAGACGCAAGUGUAGUUUUACACCUCGUUUCAAUAAGAUUUUUUGGAACUUCGGGAAAAAACAUGUAUAUUGAUGGCAGGAAACUUGGAGAACUCCGCAAGGUCGUGGUAUAUCAUUAUUCUGAUAUCUGUCCGCGCCUUCUAUUGAAAGGAUUCGAAGGAAUUAACCUCUCUGGCUGGCCAGAAAUUUAUAAGGAGGAGCAGCGUAAGCUUAAUCAGGCAAAAUUUGCUCGCCGUUUUAAGGUUGCACACAAAUGAAGAUUUUUGGGUGUUCAGUCUUUCAAAGCAUUUUUGGGUAUCAAGUCUAGAAUAGUAGAUAGUUGUGACAAAAAUUCUGGGAAGAGAUUUGUAUCAAAAACAAGAAGAAUAUCUGGGUCUGCCAAUGGUUCUCAUUCUGCUCGGUUGCAGCUGCAGAUAGAAAAAUUGAAGAUGGUAAUACGACUAACUGAUGUUACGAUCCUUGCCAAGGUAGGAUGCCAAGAAACCAUUGCUGGUAUCCUUGAAGCCCAUGCAACCGGGUUCGUAUUCAUUGCCUCCGAUUUCAGUAUUUGUUUUUCUUUUGACAGUGUUAAGAAAUCCUUCUUCCGACUUGGGGACAAGAGGAUGCCGCCUCUCUUACACUUCCACUUGUAUGACCCCAUCAUGGUGGGGACAGAAAUGACAAAAGACAUCCAUUUCCAUUUGGUGCACUGCCCUCUGGGACAGGACAGGUGUGAUCAUGAUUCAGAUAAGAUUGAGAAAGGGAAUCUAAUCAGCGAUGAGGGCCUUAACAAAGAUUUGAAGAACUUUGUCGACAAAGUUCGUGAGCGAUGGAAUUUCCAGAUGAAUCCACCUUGUCUGUUUGAAGAGCUAGAGAAGGAGUACGAAUUUUAUGGGGUUCUUCCCUCAAAGGCAUCAGCUGGCUUUGCCCUGACUUCAUUUUCCCUAAUCGUGCUUGAAGAAUCACGUUUCAUUGUGGUCCCACUGCGUGACAUUGACAUUGUUAAUCUGGCACUGGUUAGACUUGGGGAAAUUGAUAUGACAGUCAUAUGUCAGGACUUCGAGGUGGACCAUGUGCAUGAAAUCAGUUCAAUUCCCUUAACCUCGCUUGCUCGCAUAAAACGUCGCCUUAACAAUGGUUGGGUGAAAUACUACGUGAACGCUGAAAAAUCAGACUGGAAGUCCGUAGUGAAAGGUAUAGUAGAUUUUCCUGCGAAGUUCAUGGAAAAUGGUGGAUGGGAUCACUAUAAUCUCGAGGAUGCUCAUACUUUCGCCUACUACAAGGAAACUGGUGUCGACCCAUUACGUGCUGCAUUAGAAGAAGGUUAAGAAAGUGGGUGGAAGAAGGGAAGAAUUUGUUAGAUAGCGAAGAAAUGGGAGUUAAGCAGGAGAAAGUUCGAUUUUAGACAAACAAGUGGAGUGUCCUUUUUGAAUGUGCAUGCAGGCGUUGGCUAUAAUGCCAAUGCUGUAGUGGUUUUUUCUUUUGAAUGUGCAUGCAGGUAUUAACUAUAAUGCCAACGUCGUCUUGAUUUCUCUUUUGAAUGUGCAUGCAGUUAUUAACUGUAAUGCCAAUGUCGUAGUAAUGGAGUUAUACUCCCAAUCUGCAGUUUGUCAAUUUCUUAUUCUUACAGGAAGAAAUUUGUGUUAAUAGAGUAGGUGCAGAUGAGUCAUCUGUUAUUACUGAACAGAUACUAAAGCUUCUUAAGUAGCAUUUUCUACUAAACGUGAAUGUGGUCUUAUUUUUUAAGUGAGCUCAUGUUUACUGGAGCUUCUUCAUUACCA